This is a messenger RNA of Neocloeon triangulifer, 1696 nucleotides long. RefSeq names its product cyclin-dependent kinase-like 1. NCBI's taxonomy places the organism in Eukaryota, Metazoa, Arthropoda, Insecta, Ephemeroptera, Baetidae. Gene Ontology annotation, molecular function: ATP binding; cyclin-dependent protein serine/threonine kinase activity. Gene Ontology annotation, cellular component: nucleus. The record is from RefSeq and is a predicted model, not a curated record. The transcript is spliced from 8 exons. Bases 93 to 1229 code for a protein of 378 amino acids. Gene Ontology annotation, biological process: protein phosphorylation.
GUCGGGCUCUGCAGGGUUUCUCCGCCGCUUGACCGAGCAAACUGUCCGUCGCAGCCCUGUUGCUUUUCGCGCGCUGGCGAUUUUGGCAAAGAAUGGGUGACGCGGGCGACCAACAGCAAAAACUGCCGCAGCCCCGAGCUCCAUCGAGAACGAUGGACCGGUACGAGAAGCUUGGGCGAUUAGGAGAAGGUUCGUACGGCGUGGUCUUCAAAUGCCGAAACCGUGACACCGGACAAAUCGUGGCCAUCAAGAAGUUCGUCGAGUCGGAGGAGGACCCAACCAUCAGGAAAAUCGCCCUCCGAGAAAUCCGAAUGCUCAAAACGCUGAAACACCCGAACCUGGUGAACCUGAUCGAAGUUUUUCGGAGGAAGCGGCGUCUCCACCUGGUCUUCGAGUUCUGCGAGCACACGGUGCUGCACGAGUUGGAACGCCACCCCCGCGGCUGCUCCAGCUCCCUCACCAGACACGUCAUCUGGCAGUGUCUGCACGCCAUCUCGUACAUGCACAGGCACAGCUGCAUCCACAGGGACGUCAAGCCCGAGAACAUUCUGCUCACCAGAGCGGGCGUCGUCAAGAUUUGCGACUUUGGAUUCGCCAGAACCAUCAGCCCAGGUGAAAAUUACACAGAUUAUGUUGCGACUAGAUGGUACCGAGCACCAGAACUUCUAGUUGGAGACACCGCUUAUGGGCCUCCAGUGGACGUGUGGGCGAUAGGCUGCGUGUUUGCCGAGAUGAUGCGAGGCGAGGCUUUGUGGCCGGGCAAGUCGGACGUGGACCAACUCUAUUUGAUAAGAAAGAGCGUCGGCGACUUGCUGCCGAGGCACAUGCAAAUCUUCAAGAAGAACGAAUUCUUCGUCGGCGUCUCGUUGCCCGAGCCCGAGGUGAUGGACCCGUUGGAGGAGAAACUGGCCAAAUUUGCGACGCCCGAGGGCGUCGACUUUGCAAUGAAAUGUCUGGAUAAAGACCCUAGCCAGCGGUGGACGUGCGAGCAACUGAUGCAACACGAGUACUUUGAUAAUUUUUCGUUCAAAUCGCCGGAAACUGAAUUUAGUGAAUAUGAGCGAGUGCGAAAAUCAAGGGAUCGAUCGCGGACUUCAAAUCAAAGCAGCACUCUUUUGCCUCAACUGACAGGCUCGUCGGAAAAGCAGACGAUCGUCGGACAGGUGCGCUCAAAAGAUUCAAGUAACAACAACCAGCAGCAAAACUUUUCUCAUCUUCCCACAAUCUGACGCGCCGCGCUCUUGAGCUGUGAAUGCUGUUAUUUGGGAGACGAUCAAGUGAAAGCGCUGACAUAAUUCUUACUUGUAUUAACAUCUUUCGCGCUCCCAUCACUAUGAAGCCAGUGUUGCAACCGGCCGGUCAUCGUCUCUCUGUAUUUUGAAAAGAAAACAAAUUGUAAAUAUUUUCUUUGUCUCUCGCUGUGCUGAAUAAUUUAUGAGUGUUUAUACAAUAAGCGUCCAAAAGGGCGAAAGUGAUCUCAAUAAUUUGUUAAGCGUUUUUCCACGCAAAUUUAUCUAAUUUGUUGGAUAAUAUAAUUACAAAUAUGCAUUCACCUUCUGCUUGUUCAAAUUAUAUACACGACCGAGAUUUGUGUAAUAAACAUUUAUGACUGAGCCUUUUUAAGAAACUGGUUUUUUAUUAGAUUUGCACCUAAUGGGCUGUAGCAAUAAUGCUGUAAAAUAGUAAUUUGAAUAAU